UGUGUUCUUUGUAUUUUUUAAAUUAUAACUCUUUCCUUUUGAACAUAUGUAAAUGGUGUUAAAUCAAAGUUAAUUGGGAUGCUGUCUGUGAAUAGAAGGAAAUAAAAUAUUAAUUGAUGAUGAGGUUUCAUGAUCAGUUUUUUGCAGCGAUAUCAUCUUUCGCUUCUUGUAUAAAUUUUCUACCGUUGGCUUACAUGGAUUAAUCUCGUUUUUUAAACAAUUGUUGCUAUUUCUCUUAAGUUAAUAUGGAUAAGAAACCAGAAAUUGUGAUAUCAGGUGUAUCUGGUCGUUUCCCUGAUUGCUCCAACAUUGAGGAACUGAAAGAUAAAUUAUACAAUGGUGUUGAUAUGUUGAUUGAAAAUGAAGAAAGAUGGCCAAAAGGUACUUAUGGAUUACCCUCAAAAAGUGGUAUUUUGAAGGGCUUACACAAUUUUGAUGCUUCGUUUUUUGGUCUAUCUGACAAGGAAGCUGACCUUCUUGAUCCUUCUAUACGGUUCAGUAUUGAAACAAUUUUUGAAGCUCUUUGUGAUGCAGGCUUGAACCCAUGGAGUCUUGGUGAACGAAAAGUUGGUCUAUUUUAUUCUCAAAUGUACAACGAGAUUGAUCGAAGUUUGGGAUUAAAUGACGAAGAAGCUUUAUCUUUUCCUCAACUGUUAGAACGUUUAGUGGCUUAUAUAUUUGACAUAAAAGGUGGAGUUUUUCUUUACGAAACAGCUUGUUCAUCAAGUGUGACCACAUUAAAUGAGGCCUUUGUCCAGUUAACGCAUGGUUGCAUUGACUUGGCCAUUGUAUGCGGUGCAAACAUCCUCUGGUCUCCAUCCUACGCUCUAUUCUUUCACAGACUCGGGCUGACAUCUCAGGAUGGUACUUGUAGGUUUCUUGAUUCAAAAGCCUCAGGAUAUGGUCGUGGUGAAACCGUAACAGCAGUUAUACUUGAACGAGUCUGUGAUGCUCAACGGGUUCAUGCUCAUUUGAUUUAUGCAUCUACAAAUUGUGAUGGCUAUAAAUCACAAGGAAUUACUUAUCCAUCAUGGAAGGCGCAAGCCAAUUUAAUUGAUCGAUGUUACCAACAAGCAUCUAUUGAUCCAACAGAGAUGCAUUUCUUUGAGUGCCACGGAACCGGAACAGAAGUCGGUGAUAUGGAAGAAGUUAAAGCUAUAUGGUCAAUACUGGGCAAAAAUCGUCCUCAUUCAAAUAAACCUUUGCUACUAGGGUCAAUAAAGAGUAACUUAGGCCAUUGUGAAUCCGCUUCGGGCUUGCCUUCAUUAAUUAAAUGCCUAUUAAUUUUGAAAUACAAGUCAAUUCCACCAAAUCUUCAUUAUGAGCAACCUUCACCACGUAUUCCAGAAUUACUUGAAGGUUUGAUAGCACCAGUUUUAAAUGUAACUCCCUUCGAUGGUAAAUAUAUUUCCAUCAAUAAUUUCGGCUUUGGUGGAGCUAAUGGGCAUUUCAUCAUAGCUGCGUCAGCACCAAGUGAAUCUCGAGUAGAGGGGAACAGCGAAAUUGAAGAAAGGUCAAUUCUUUUGCUUUGUUGUGGACGUAAUGAACUUUCUUUGCAAACAAUUGUAAAUGGUAUCAUGAAUUUACAGCCGAAUCAAAUAACUCUCCAUUUUGCACGACUAGUUAACCGUUAUGCUUAUAAUAUGUCUUAUAAUGCAUCCCCACACUCAAAGUCCAUGAAUUAUCGAAGUUACAUCAUUUCACACCCACUGUCCAGAAAAGUGUCUCCUGUUUGCCAAUUACCUUCCUCUCUUCCUCUUUUGUGUUUUACCUUUCCUGGAGCUGGAUGCCAAAUGGAUAACAUGAUUAAACCUUUCAUGUGUUUGAAACCAUUUAAAGAAUCAAUUGAAGACUCACUAGCAAUUAUUGAUCCAUUAGGUGUUAAGCAUAUUCGAGAAUUACUCUUUGGGCCAACACAAGGUUUUUGGAAGAUUUUUGCUCUUGGCAUUUUUCAAAUUGCUGUUGUUGAUACUCUAAAGUCAAUUGGAAUUGUUCCUGAUAUAAUUGUUGGUCACUCCUUCGGUGAAUUUUGCUGUGCAUAUGCAGAUGGAUUCAUGUCCAAGCAUGAGAUUCUUGAUAUUUGCUAUUCUCUUAUUAAUGUUUGUUACUCAGUUGUUGCCUCUAAAACAUUUAAAAGCUGUAAAAUGAUCUCUAUUGGACUUUGUUGGGAUGAAUUAUCACCAUUAAUCCCCUACAAUUUAUAUCCAGCAUGUUUCAAUGCAGUCGACAAUAUUACUCUAGCAGGAUUAACGGAAGAUGUAGAUACAUUUGCUGAAUUUCUUGCGAAACAAAACAUUUUCUUUCGGUUGGUCGAUUCAUGUGAAUGUGGAUUUCAUACACCAGCAUUGAAUGAGAUUGCGGAAAAAUAUCGCCAAGAGUUGAGCCACUACUCGAAUGUUUACAGGUCCUUAAGCAAGCGAUGGAUAAUUUCCCACGAGUCAAGUUUAGAUCUCAAUUCAUCAAUAAAUGCGCAAAUCUUUUGGGUUGAAGCAAUAAGAAAUGUAGUCAAGUUUGAAAAGGCUUGCCAGUCAAUUCCAAAGGAUGCUAUUUGUAUUGAAAUUUCACCCAAAAGAUUCUUAACGACAUUGUUAAAACGGAAUUUGCCUGAUUUGGCGGCCAUUGAAGUUCCAUUUGAGAUUGGCAUACACCAUACACCAAAUAAUGAUACCAAUCAUGUGCCAGACAGUCUUUUACAAUCACUAGGAAACUUGUUCCUGAAUGGUUAUGAUAUUAAUUUAGAUCCUUUGCUCUUCGAUCAGCUCAAUAGUCCAGCUCCAAUUGAGACACCUUUUUUAUCACCAUUGAUUAAACUUGAUCAUUCAAUUCCUCGAUUGAUACGUCGAUUUCCUGAAUUUUACAAUAACAACUCAGCCCAAGAAAAAUUCAUCGUUAAUCUAACCAAAGAGGGUAAUCAGCAUUUUGGUUGUUUUUAUUAUAACGGUCAUCAGGUUAUUCCAUUUUCCGGUCUUAUUUAUGCAAUAUGGUCAAAAUUUGCAUCUUUAACUGCUCAAAACACCAAUGAACUACCAAUAAGAUUAGAACGUGUUAAACUGCGCCAGCUUAUUCAGCUUAAGAAAGAUCAAAAUUCAACAUUAUCAUUUUGUGUCAAUUUUGUGCCAACAUUUGGAAGUAAAUACAAUUUUGCAAUAACAUUACCUUCAACUAAUUUAGUGAUUAUGACAGGUCUUGUGUCUGUUCUUAAUGAUUCCAUUGGUAGUUUGAAUGAUGCCAAUCAAAAUGACAAUGAAGAUUCAAGUAAAGUAUACACAAGGCCGAAUAACAUUGGAAAAAAUGUUUUCUAUGGAAUCCUGUCUCGCUGUGGACUUCAUUAUCAAGGUGACUUGAGGAAUGUUGUCACGGUAAAUAUUGAUGAAAUGGAGGGUAAAAUGAGUAACCAUCAAGAUUGGAUUGUUCGUAUCGAGGCAUUGCUACAGCUUGCUAGUUUCGCCAACCAACAAAGUAACCAUAAAACGAUUUCCAGUAUACCCUCACGUUUAGAUGAGAUUCACUGUGUACCAUCAAAAUCCAUUCAAGGCCUUCAAGAAAUUGAGAUAUUCCGUGAUAAGCUAUUAGGUGUUGUUGCAUCUGAUGAUAUUUACAUACGCGGCAUACACUUUGGAUCAUUCCAAUUACCCUCACAAUUAGAUUCUGUGACGUUAAGCGUUGAACAAUUCACUCCAAGAUUUACCUCUGAGGCCCAAGAUUUAGAAACGAGUAUCUCAAUCAUAAUGGAACUUUUUUUUGAAUUGAACCAGCAUCAAAUUAUAGUAUCAAUCACAGUGGCAGAUGAUUAUGUUAAUGGGACACUUGGAGAUUCUGUUAAAUAUAGACUACAGCAACGGAAAUCACCACCUUUAAAUUUAAUUGAAAUUGAUUCCAUAAACCAAUUGACCAACGGCAACAUUUCAAGAUUAGAUGACAAUGAUAUCAGUACAGCAGCCAGCCGUUUGUUGAUCCUUGAGACUGAUAAAAUCAAUUUAUUUGAUUACUUAAGGCAGCUUUUUGGUCCAGUUAUAUCAAAUGUUGACUUUAUUAUUGUCCUACAAACAAUCAAAAAUGUUUACAGCCCUGAUGAGAAAAAUAAUAUUAUUGUUAAAGGGAAUAACAAUAAUGAUGAAAUUAAUAAUAAUGAUAUUAAUGAUUACGAGUACUUCAAGUAUUUAGAUUUAACAAAGCUUGGAUUAGUAAUGGUUGCUUGUCACUUAACCAAUCAAGGUUACCUUUAUCUGAUUCGUCGGUCAAUUGACCCGGUAAUAUUGAAUGUCAAGAAAGUUAAUAUUGAGUCACUUGGUUCAAGUACUUUCAUGUCUCAUGAUAAUCAGAAUGUUGAUCAACAAGCAAACAUACACUUUUUGAUUGUUAAUAAUUUGUCUUCAUCGAUGGGUCUGAUUGAUACACUAGAGAAAGAUGAUUUAACUGUGAAUGAUGAAAAACAGAAAACACAAUUGAAAUGGUUGAUUAAUGAGACGAGCAACUUUGAUGGAAAUGACAUUAAACAUUGUUUAGAUGAGCUUAUGAAAAUUGGCUUAACUUACAAUGUUUUACGUAAUGGUGUUCAAGGAAGCUUCCAUUAUUUACCAGUCAAUUUAACUUCAGACUCUUCGUCAUCAAAAGCAAACUCUAAGCUCAACAAUCUUGAUGACUCUUUGGGUCAACUUUUGUUUCACUCUUCUUUUAUCUCGUCUGUUAUCUGUUCAAACCAGUGUUCAAUCCAGUCCAACUUUAAUUGUCAUUUAAUUGGAUUUUCAGGAUUAAAAGCUGAUGGUUCCACCGAAAUUGGAAUAAUUAGAUACAAUUCUGUUACAUGUGAAUAUCAAAUCAUCAUUAGUUGGCCAUUUAAUCAACCAAAAUGGUCACUUGAAGAAGCUUCAACCAUUCCUUUGCCUUAUUACUUGGCAUAUUAUGCUGUUAUUAUCCGUAGUCGUCUGCAAACCAAUGAAACUGUUUUAAUUGUAAAUGGACACUCACCCGUUGGUUGUGCAAUUAUCGCAAUCGGUUUAAAAUUAGAAUGCACCUUAUACCUGACGGUGGAAACGGAGGACCAAAAGCUAUCAAUAAGGAAACAAUUUCCUUCAUUAGGAAAUCACCAGUUUAUCAUUACAGCCACUAGUGAAGGAAUUGAGCAAACAAUUAUGGAUAUAAAUAAUGGUCACGGAUGCGAUUUAGUUGCUAACACUAUGGUUUUACCUGCUAUAAACAAUGACGUUCAAGGUUACACCAGCCCUAGUCAGGUCAAAGGUAACAUGGAGUCUAUUUUAGAGUGUUUAACUGUCGGUGGAAGGUGCGUUGACCUUAAUAAGUCUCCCAUGUCGGAUGAUGAUGACCUAGGUUUAGCUGUUUUCCUUAAAAAUAUAACUUACCAUGGGGCUACACCGGAAGGACUUUUUCAAGCACUAACCACAGAUGCAACAGGAAACAGUUUUAAAAUUCAUCAACAAGUUAUUGAUUUAGUGCAUAAAGGUAUAGCCAAUGGAACAGUUUGUCCGUUACCCAAUUCAAGAGACCUUCACAAGAUUGAAUUGAGCGAUUACAAAAACCGGUUUAAUCAUCAACAGUCUACACCAGAUAAGCCCAUGGUUGAUAUUAUCUUUGGUCAACCAGGUGAUAUUGAACUCGAAAUCAUUAAACACUCUGAGCGUACAGACAAAGUCUCUAAUUUUAUCAUUUUAACUUCAAGUAAAUCUUCAAAAUUUACGACAAUUUUUCCAUCAUCACCUUUUACUUCUGCCUCUUCAAACUCACCAGUAUCAUCCUCAGUGUCAAACUCAUUACUAUCACCACCAGCAUCAUCAUUAUCACCAUUGUGUUAUCAUUCAUCCAUUAUCAAUCAACUUGGAUUAUUAGAUGAUUCAUCCGUUAAGAUUUUCGAUUUCAUUGAAACAAUCGAUAAGAAAACCAAAUAUGAUCAAGUGUUGAAAGAUAUUUCACACAAUUAUACAGUAAACAAAGUAUUCCUUGUCUACCGAGGAUCUCACCAGGACAACCAUCAGUUCAGAAGCCAAUUAAUGAUUGAAUUAUUGGAUUAUAUUACCAAUUCAGAGGAACUCUCGAUAAACUUUCUCACCCUCAUCUCAUGUUCCCUGUCUCAAGACUUUUUUCACAGACUUUUCUUGUUGUUAGAGGUUUGGUAACAGCAACCAUUGGAUGUUCAAUCAGAUAGACUGAUAAAAAAAUACAGACUGGUGGUAAAGCAGCAGAAUAAGAAGAAGAAGAAGAGGGCAAUGAUGAUAACUAUAAGCAAGAAGCAGAAUGAGAGGCACAUAAAAAAGAGAGCUGUUCUUGUGAUUGUAAUUAAAUUCAAACGUCUGGAUAACUCAAUGAUUGACUGAAUCGGCUUUUGACCUGGAAAAUAAAUUAUGAAAAAACGAGUCAAUCAGGAGGAAAACAGGCGAUGACAGAAAUAAAAAUGAAAGGCAAAUAAAGAUGACUCUAAUUGUACCAAAUGAGACUAGGAAUAUAUUAAUAAGUCAUGGAGGUUGAUAAUAAAGGGGCAAAUGAUACAAACUGAUGUUUCACAGACAGUCAGUAAAAAAGGAAGAAAGAGAAAAAGAAAGACAGAGAAUACAAAAAUUGUACAGUUCAACUGUUUUUAUAUUAUGUACAAUAUUUAAUGACAGUUGCCACAAUAAUUAGUCUCUCCCUCUUCAUCAUCUAAUUCAUCAUAAUCGUCAUAUAGCUCCUUCUUCUUCACUCUCUUCUCUUAUCUUCAUCAAUCGUCCAAUUUAUCUGUCGACGUUUCUUUCUCUUGCAUGUUGUGACUUAUCUUCUCUUUCCAUCACAGGAAAUUACUCUUACUGUUUCUUCUUCUCUCUCUUUUCUCUUUUCUUUCUCUAUGGACCCAUAAUGUCCCUUUCCGGUUGUCAAAGUGGGAGACACUUUACGCUGUGAUCAACAGUUUGUUGGUUACAAUUUUUGCUUGUUAACUGAAAAGACAUAAUAUUAGUGAUAAAACAACUAAUGCUGGGUUUUGUCUAAACAGAAAGUAAUACUAAUAAUUUGUUCCUAUUUGCUUUCUUUCCUAGAUUAUACUUUUAUUUGGCCUCAAUUGGUUAGGAAAUGUCAACAAUAUGGAGAGCGGCAUGGUAUUACUAGUUAUGCCGUACAUUUGGCUGAUUUAUUGUCACCCGAACAUCCCAAUUACUGGUUCCAACUUGAUCAGUACAUAAGUAAACUGUAUUAUCAACUAAUUGGCACUAAAAGAGCUAAUGGUGUGUACAAAUUAACCUCCAAGAUCAACAAUUGAAGGCAACUUUCAAGAGGCAACGUUCAAUGCAAAUAUGGAGGGUAAAAAAAACAUGAUUAUCCAAUUUUAUCAGCAAAAAGCAACUACAAAAAGUGACAUUUAAAGACAAAGUAAAGCUUUCAUGGCAUUCACCUCGUUCUGAGUACAUUGAUGGCUUCUAUAAAGAUCACUAUCAGGACGGAGAAUGAAAGAGUUGAUGUUGGGACAACUUUUGAACUUUACCAGUAAUCAUUAAAUCAACCACAGGGAAAUAAAGUCGCUUGAUUGACAUUAAAGAGCUCACAGAAAUAGGUUAAGACUUGAAUAAGUAGUUUAUGGCACAUUAAUGCUUAUUUCAAGUUGUCUGUCUAUUAUGACGUUGAGUAAAAAAACCAUCGUUCAUUGUAAUACAUUGUUAGAUUACAAUGUAAAAAUCUUUUCAUUUGUUGUCAAAAUUUUAAAUUUCCAACUGUUUUGUUAAGUUUUUUAUUUUCAAAAAUAAUCUUUGUUGACCUGAUUAUUAAAAUUCUGUGCGUUUUAGUUCAAAAAUUGAAAUUCAUUUUGUUGCUUUAUUUUGUAACAUUGAUUUUCAACCGGGAAUUGUUGUUUAAACAUAAUGAAACAUUGACAAAUAGUUAAUUGAGCUAAUUAAGGUUAAAAAUUGUAUUUCAAUUGUUUGAGCAAUACACUGUUCAAUUGACUAGAUUGCGAUUUUCAAGCAAAUAAUUUAUCUUUGACGACAUUUAAAUAGUUUUCAAGGUAUUUCAUUUGUUUCUCUCGUUGUUUGAAUCCACUUAUUGCUACUCUGAGAACGGCUUUUUGUACCUCUGAUUGAUUUUCAAUAUCAAGUGACUCUGGAAAAUCAAGAUUUGAACAUUCAUUAGCAGUUAAGGUUGAAACAACUUGUUGAACAACACCAGCAACUGAAUCAUUUCCAGAGACAGAUGAGUCAACAUUGGCAGUUUCUGUUGAAACAGAUGGCGGUGAGAUAUUGGAAAAAUCAUCAGGAAGUGAAUCGGGAAAAGUUGAAUUGAUUAAUGAAGGUUCUAGUCCAU
Messenger RNA from Tetranychus urticae (two-spotted spider mite), 8277 nucleotides. Its product is annotated as fatty acid synthase-like. Lineage: Eukaryota; Metazoa; Arthropoda; Arachnida; Trombidiformes; Tetranychidae. Gene Ontology annotation, molecular function: fatty acid synthase activity; oxidoreductase activity. The record is from RefSeq and is a predicted model, not a curated record. Gene Ontology annotation, biological process: fatty acid biosynthetic process.